Molecule: messenger RNA, 396 nt
Organism: Aplosporella prunicola CBS 121167
Lineage: Eukaryota; Fungi; Ascomycota; Dothideomycetes; Botryosphaeriales; Aplosporellaceae
Exons: 2
Source: RefSeq, a predicted model, not a curated record
CUGCUCGAUCUCCCCGCGGAGCUUCGCAUGCGAGUCUACGAAUGCGCCUUGACAGCGCCAGACAACGCAAUCCGGAUCUACUACUCGUUCCACUCGAACCGGCACCCGCAUAACCUGGGGCUGAGCCUCCUGCGAACAUGCCGCCAGAUCCACCAAGAAGCACAUGAUGUCCUAUACCAAGCGAACACGGUCCUGGUGCACGCCGAUUGCUAUAGGUCGGCGUCUCCGGCCAUAGGCUCCUUGCAGCUGCCUCCGUAUGCUCUGGCGCGCCUGCGCAGCGUGUUCGUCGUGCUGGACACGAGCAUCUCCGUGGACUUCGACUACACUCAGACGGAUUUUCGGCCGUUCCAAGGGAUGGUGCGGCUGCAGAGGCUACGUAUGGCUGUCGUUGAGCGG